AUGAUUACUUCAAAUAGCACAUUCUACGACCACGAACCCCUCCCUAUUCUGCGUGUCCCCACUGGCCCCGAAGCCGACGCCGAGUGGAAUCGAAUCGGCGGCAACACAAAACUCCGUCCGAUUGUUAUAUCAUCCGCCGAAGUCCGCAAGAUGGGAAAAGACCCAGCCAGGGCUGUUAAGAUCCCAGAGGAACUCGGAUACGGCUCAGACGCAUACAUCGCGUGGACCGAAGUGUUCCACCUUCUUCAUUGUGUCGAUAUCCUACGACAGCAUGUCUACAGUGACUACUAUGCAUCGGGACUACAUGGUGAAUCUCACUUGGACCACCAUUCGCAUGCGUCGCACUGUCUGGAGGUUCUGGCAGAGAGCAUCAAGUGCACUGGUAAUACGGAUCCGAUCUUGUUUGCUUGGGUUGAAGGGACACCAUGGCCAUCGCCUGAGUUUAGUACGCAGCAUACGUGUCGAGAUUUUGAGACUGUGCUGGAUUACGUGAAUAAUAAUGGGAUUCCGGAGGAUGUUUUCAAUGCGAUGACGGGGCCGCCGCCAGGUUAUGUGCCGAUUCCAGAGUUCGAUAUCUGA
Molecule: messenger RNA, 579 nt
Organism: Aspergillus luchuensis
Lineage: Eukaryota; Fungi; Ascomycota; Eurotiomycetes; Eurotiales; Aspergillaceae
Product: oxidase ustYa family protein
Exons: 1
Coding region: 1-579 (192 amino acids)
Biological process (GO): mycotoxin biosynthetic process
Source: RefSeq, a predicted model, not a curated record